Molecule: messenger RNA, 6636 nt
Organism: Echinococcus granulosus
Lineage: Eukaryota; Metazoa; Platyhelminthes; Cestoda; Cyclophyllidea; Taeniidae
Product: Dedicator of cytokinesis protein
Exons: 32
Coding region: 1-6636 (2211 amino acids)
Biological process (GO): small GTPase-mediated signal transduction
Cellular component (GO): cytoplasm; plasma membrane
Molecular function (GO): small GTPase binding; guanyl-nucleotide exchange factor activity
Source: RefSeq, a predicted model, not a curated record
AUGGUGAGGGCUGUGCGUUGGAUUACUGGCGUAGUGCUUUCUAUCGCGGUAUGGCUAGGUGUCUUAUACGCCCCAUUUAGCCGGUCUAAUGCCUUGGAUCUUAUAAUUUUGUAUUCACCUGUUGCCAUCAUUGUCUCCUUCGGACUUUUUUCGUUGUUCUUCAUAAUAUAUGGUGUGGUGACGUUCAAUGACUGUCCUGGUGAGGCUGAGAAACUGAAGCAACAGAUUGACGAAGCUAGAAGGAACCUAAAGAAGGCCGCUUCUACCCACAUUGACAUUGUCAUGGUGUGGUCGCCUGUUUCCGAUGCGAUUAAGUGGAGAAGAGUUAUAUCCAAAUUUACUGAUCCAACGCUUUCGGAGAAUUUUUCUAUUUCUUUGGGUGAUUGGGUUUAUGUUGAUCAAAUCAGUGACGGUUUAAACCAAACACCGUCUUCCCAAUGGUACUAUGGUUUCAAAUGUGGGUCCUCCACAAUGCGUGGAGUGUUUCCCGUCUCCUGCACAGAAGAACCUUUGGGCCUAGACCUUCCGGAAAUAUAUGCUGAGAUCAUGUCCUUUCUACCCAUGGCCCAACAAAUGUUCUCGGUUGGUGAUAGGCGAGUUUUUCAUAAGGCGACUAUUUACUUGCAAGAAAUGGCUGGGUGUAGCGAUAAAAUGAGGCACUCUUUUAGUCAAGCUGAGUCGAAAAGGCAUAAAUGUGACGCUCUCGAUUUCCUUUCACUCUGCGAGAGGUACAUUGGUUUUCCACUUCAAAUACGCUUGCCAAAUCCGUUGAGCUACAUAAGUGUUCAAUUAUACGAGGAGUAUAUACGGAAUGAGAAGGAGUCUAAGGAGAGAGAGAGACCGCGGGGUGAUCUUUUUCACAUUUGUGUUGAACUCGGUAGAUAUCCCUCAAACACGUUGACUCUAUUUCUGGCAUCUCAGUCUAUGCGUUUGCCCGAUUCCUCAUCAACUGGUAGUGGAUCUGACCAAGACUCUCACCUUAUAAACGUGCACAAUCAUCUCAUUGAAUUUUUGAAAGGAAACAACGAUGGCACCAGUUUAAGUUCUUUCUCAUCUUCGGGGCUUCAGUUUGGUGAUUUUUGUCGGAUCUCAGAAAAUGCUAUAAUUGAAGGUAGCCGCCAAAACUGUAUUUUGCAGGAAUUAAAACCUUUUAGUCCUUCGGACACACGAAUACUCCUGGUUAUCAUGGCGGAUAGAGUAGGCUCUGUCAUUUCUAGAAGAGGAAGAAAUGCACAAAUGGACAUUUGUUUGUCGGUCGGCGAAAACGAAAGGUUUCGGCGACCGAUGGCAAUCGCCUGCUUGGACAUAACGAAGGAUCUCUUAUCUACACUGCUCCCUUUUCACACUCCGCGCUUCCUUGAGCGGCAUCCGAGGAACCCACUGGUCUGCCCAUCUAGGGUCGUGACACUUCGAAAGCAACUUGUACGGCGAGAGUACCCGGGCGCCAUCAUCGCGCGUCCCUAUGGAAUUUUAGAAGGUAACCUUAGCAGUACAGAAACGAUCCGUAACGACUUUUUUGUCACAAUCAAGUCAGCUUCCUUUGACAAGACAGCGACGCGCAAGGAAUAUAAUGUUGAGGUUGAGAUCAGCCUGCGAGAUCCUCAUGGCAGGCCUCUCCCAUGGAUAGAAAGUACCGGAGAUACUCAAUACGUAUCAAGUAUAUCUGCUUCCCGGAGCCAACCACGUUGGAACGAACUCAUCCGCAUCGCCAUGCCUUGGUCGACGAACUCCUCCAACAUGCAAUACGCCGGUGAUCACUUUUCACAGUUGGAAAAUCUACUUGCUGGCUCCACGGUGGCUGAGGACCACAUUGAGCCCGUCAUAUCGUCCUCCUUAUCCUUAAGAUCUUCUGGACGCUCUGUGACCUUUUCACAGAGAACUCCGACAUCAGCUCACUUGCGCUUUAUCGUUAGGCAUCGCUCAACAGUUUCAGGAGGUCAUUUGAGUCUGAUAAUCCUUCGUGUUCCCCUCUAUCAGGAGGCCCAACGAAAAGCGGUCGUUUUCGCUGGCUUAGAUCUCCUAGUCCAUCCUUCGGACGAGAUCUUAAACCCCUUUAUGAUUCUGGCGGAAGCCUCAACAGGUCUGGUCAGCUUCGAUGGCUCCGUUCACCGAGCCCCCACCUCUUUCAUCGUCAAGAAGACAAAAAAAACCUGGACUUCGCCGCGGGAUAAGGUGCUUGGUGUGGCUUUUCUACCCUUGGGGUCACCAGAUGAGCACGCCUUUACCAAAGAUGGAGACUACUCGCUUUUUAUACACAAGAUGGAUGAACACGACAUUGCUGAAUGCAAGUACCUGAGCAAGGAGGCCAUAGCCUUCGUGGGACCUGGCAGUAUCAACAGUUCGGGGAGUAGUGGUGGAAACAAGAGUUCUGGCUUGGGAAAAAGUGAAAAUGGUCUUGCUCACGGCUCAAUGGCUGCCUCUCUCUUAAAUUCCAUGGCAAACAGUUUUUCUGGUCGGACAAGCAGACAGCCGGAUACUCUGAAUGUUACCACUUUGCUGGCCAGUAACCAAUACACCACUGAUGAGCAUCUAGCAAAAAUUCUUUCGUGGCGGGAGAAUAUGGACGAUGUUGUAUUCUGCCUGAAACUUCUAAUAUCACAUGCCGAAAAGGAAAGUGAAUUGAAAAAGGCAAGUGAACUUACAUUAUUCCGCAUUCAACUGAUUGACUGUCUUCUACAAAUCCUCUCCACAAGUGAUGCGGUGGAGCCCAGUAUUCAUGUGCAAGAGCUGCAUCAUUUCACCGUCGCUUUGUUGGCGCGCCUCUACAGGGAAUUAAAUACCAACACAGUCGCAUCAGAAUUGUUGGAGAAGUACUUACAGAGCUCUGUAUUCGUCUACUCAGGGUUGCAUCUCAACUAUCUUCAAGUCUUUAUUGAUCUUCUCUCGCGGAGUGUGCCCUCACGGGCCAACUCAACGACGCCUGCUACGGAGGGCGGCCUCAUCGACGUCAGCAAAAUUUGCACAGUCUUUUCUUGGGCCUUCAAAUUUAUAGCCAAAUCCCGAGAACUAGAAAUUCAAAGAAUGAGAACUGAAAAUCCUGGAAUGCUCGAAAAAGCGGAAAAGCGAUUUACCAAUGCUGUUGACAAUUUCUUUGACGUCAUCCUCGAUGUGGCAGUAGUGGACAGUGACCAGCUUUUAAAGAGUCACAUUUUCAAGCACAUUUCGGAGACGAUAGAUCCUCUGGCUCUUGUCUACUCCCAACGGAGUCUGACAAAUUACCUGGAGCGUCUGGUGCAGCGCACCAUUCAGUGUCCUAAUUUGCCCAACCACAACAUACUCAGUGGCUGUCUUCGCUCUGUCCUCAUGGAGGAUACGGAGUGUCGGAAAAUUCUCGUGCCACCUAUCAUUACUAAUCUCAAAAAAUUAUUCAGCGCAAAUCUUGAUAUAACUUUGGAGCCAUGUCGGUCAGAGACGAACUCCAUGAUGACAUAUUUCUGCAACAUUCUCACACUCUUCAUGGAGCGUUUUGUGAAGACGGUGAUUGCCUCCUCUGAUACUGAGUCGACGGAUUCGGUCUCCGGAAACCGCGAGUUUCACCACCAAUUCGUACAGCAGGGCCUUUUGAGAUGGGUGAUGCACGAGUAUGGUCGUAUUCUACUAUCCCUUCAAAGGACGGCCUCUUCUGCGCCGAAUUCGAGGCCGGCAUCGUCGGAGCUAACAUCCACCACUGGACAGACGCUGCUCGCCACUCAGUCACCUGUCAAAUCGCGCUUCCUAUACCUCCAACCAGUUUUGGGCUGUCUUGCAAGUGUUUUUACAAGCAUUUUGCAACAAAUACGAUCCUCUGACUGGGAAGCGCUUCUUACACCGAAACAUCAACCACGUCUCAACUGCACCUGCGCCACAUGCGUAGGACUCGAACUUACUGAAACAAGUGAUUUUCUGCACGAGCUCUUCUUCAUAUUCCUCCUCUCUCACUCAUGGCCGGCUUACCCUGGGCUUCAUGGAACCAACAGGACUUUCAAAUACCAUAAUUUGCCAGCGCAUUUGGUCAGCCCACUGGCAUCAGAGUCCAUGAGCGAACAGCCCUGGGUUGAAAUGCUAGCUCUCCAAUCAACAGUGGAGUUGGAGACUAUGAGGGUCAUUUUCAAGGUCUGCAUGCAACCCUAUUUCAUGUGCAGUAACUCUUCCCCUGGGAAGCUGGAUGCCGGCCAACAGAAGUCUCGCCUUCUCAUCAAUUCGUUGCAGCGGUGCCUUGGUAAUUUCAUCACUACGCAACCACAUUUGUGGCUGGAAGAGCUACCCACAAUUACUGUAGUUGCGACCGCACCUCGUCUCCCCAAUGGUUGCUUGGGUGAUCUUAGGGUCUUCGCAGUCCGUUUGUUGGAACGACUCUGGCAAGCGAUUGGUCAGCCUCAUCAGACACGCUACAUGGAAUACUUCAUUCCUACUGUUAUAAGCGCAUCGACUGAACCAGUUUCAGAACUGCGCAAAAUAUGCGUCAAAAUGCUUGUUGAUAUGCUGCGUGUAAAUCCUCUGGCCGCUGAGCCCUUUCUCAUUAGAGAUAUAGAUAGAGUAAUGAAUUGGGCACUACCCGAGUUCUCCACCGAAAUACUGAACCUUCUUGAAGCAGAGGUUCCUGACGGCGCGAUCGAGAGUCUAGGUCGUCGGAUUUCAAUCGGCUUACGCAGAGGAGCGCCUGUCAAAUUCUCUCCCUCGAAUCUCUCAGUUACUACGGAGAAAUCAAGGACCCGGAUCUUGGGUGACAUGAUCCGACAGAUCAAUUACCUUCGGGAAUACAGUGAGGUCAUCACUAGACGAUCAAAGCUUAGUGGAAUGCUCGCAAUUAACAAUUUGAGGACCUAUUAUGACUCUAUCAAGAGAAAGGACAUGACGAUUCGAUAUCUUUUUAAAUUGGAAGAACUGCACGAGCAAUCCGAAAAUGAUAUAGAAAGAGGCUAUACACUCGAACGAAUCAGCGGACAGUAUUGUUGGUCGUCCAACUCGGUGGACAUUAGUGAGGUGUCUGAUCGGUACGCUGACCUGGGCAUUAUCUCCUCCUCCGCUCUCAAGGAGGCCCUCCUCUUGGAUGCGCUCAAGUACUUGAAGGCCGGUGGGGACUGGAAGCGCGCUAUCGACGUUUGCGAUCAGUUAACUGUCUUCUACCGAGACGUAACUGCGGACCUCGUCAGUUUAGGUGCUAUCCUCAAUGAGCAGAGUCAGCUUUACACAAACUUUGUCAGUGGAGGGGCUAGAAAUCAGUGCUGCUACAAAUACUAUGCUCUACACUUCUCCACUCGCCAAGAUUCACCGGGUUUCAUCGGAACAACCGUCGUUUAUCGCACACUCAGCCAGUUGAACGAAGUGAAAAUGACCCUAUGUGAACAGUUCCCCGAGUACCACGUCGAAACUCACAAUCCGCAGCCGCUGACUGCAGUAGUGACCCAGGUUACGGACGAAGUUCCUACUAUACGAUUGGUGGGGAAUUUGCAACCUGUUCCCGAGCUGCCUCCUAAUUGGGCCUCGGGUGAAGCGGCUGCGAACCUUUCUCCUCACAUUAAAGCUUACUAUGACUGGAAUCAGGUUCGGCAGUUUACUCGAACAUAUCAUUUCAAGCCCUCGAAAAGUGCGAAUGGAAAGGAAAUGCCAGUCGCAGAAGAGGUCCGCUAUAUUCUCAGCGAAAAGUUGCCAAACAUCGUGUCUUUUAUGCCAGUUGAAGACAUCACCACCCGAACUCUGAGCAAAGCGGAGUUGGUGGUAAAUUUAGUGCAGGACAUGUCCCGAUCACUUAGUUCUAUGAUUGCAGAAAUUACUUCCAGCACGAAUCCACAGGCCCUUCUGUCAAAUUUCGUUGGCAAAUUGAGCACUUCAAUUCAUUCCCCAGUUAGUGGAGGUCUAACUGCGCUCUUAACCAGCGUAAACCUUGUGGAUGAUUCAGCAGAUGAGCGACAGUCAGAGCAGCUUUCAGAUGCCAUUUUUCAACUUCUCCAAGUUCAAGCUGAAGGUCUCACCCUUUGUCGUAAUUUCGAAGCCUCCUCUGAAGCGGGUGGGCCGAUAUCAAAUCUACUUCCUACUAUGUUGGAGCAGUUUCGCUCUCUCAUACACGAAAUGAGCAUGAAGUUUGGAAUCAGCGUCUUCCAAUUGCAGGAACAAAUGCAGUUUGGAAGUUCGGAACGCACUCUCCUGACGAGUGGCGCUGCGCAUACUAAUCCCUAUCGAGCUGGCAGAGUCUAUCGAAGGGCGCCGGACAUUCCCAAUUCGUCUCAAUCGAUUCGAGCGCGUACAAACUCCCCUUUGAGUCCUCCAUCGGAGGAGCCGAGGAAGACCUAUGCCACCUCCUUGCUGCCACAGACACCGCCACCUCUACCGGAGCGGCCUUCCGACCUUUCCUCACUCCACGACAUCGCGGGUGAAGAGGCCUCGCGCUUCCCCCACAUCGACUCCCGACGCCCGCCUUGCUCUUUGCUCCCCGAACCUGAUCGUGCUGCUGGCGCCGUCUCCUCUCCCUCCGAUGCUGCUCCGCCUCCCUUGCCCAAAAAACCUCCCAAGCCGCCACCACGGAAUGUAGGCCGUGUGAAUUACACACCAACGCUUAAUGACGCUCUCAUCUGCGUAGAUAUCAAGAAUAGGAGCUCAUUUAUUCUUGAUCUUAGUUCCGCUUUAGCAAAAUUUCCAGACGCAGGUGACCUACGUUGA